UUGGCUGAGACUGUGAGAAACUCCAGCCAGACCAAGACCCACACAUUCAUAUGGAGAUGUGGGACUAUAAAUAGGAGGGAUGAAGCCAGCAGAGAUCAGAUUCUCUCUACAGAGACCUCUACAGCACAGAGAUCCAGACAUGGCACCUACAAUCACUGCAGCAAUGACCAAUUCUCAGGAGCAUCUGACUCUGACCCACAAACUCAGAAAGCCUCUGGUGGAGAAGUUACGCAGAGAGCGAAUCAACAGCAGCAUUGAGCAGCUCAAGUCUCUCCUGAGUCCAGAGUUCCUCAAACAGCAGCCAGACUCCAAGCUGGAGAAAGCAGACAUCCUGGAGAUGACAGUUUGUGUCCUGAGACGGCUGCAGCAGCAGAAUCAACAUGUGGACUCAGCAGCUGUCGGUCAGGGCUAUUCCAGAUGUGUCCAAGAGGUCACACACUUCCUGUCCAAAGAACCGGUGAAGACCCAGUCCCAGAGAAGACUGCUGAACCACAUCAACAAGCUGCAGUCUUCCUCUGAUAACAACCUGAGAGAGGCUGACUUCUCUCUUCUGAGCUCCACAGUCCAGACCAGCAUCACCAAAGAGAAGAGUCCAGUCAACAGCGCCGUCUGGAGGCCGUGGUAGACACCUACAGACUGGAGUUACAACCAGACAAACUGAGAUGACCAUAUUGGUCAAAGAUUACUGGACUCAAGUCUUUGAAAUGUUAUGGACUUGUUCUUCUGAUUGUACAGAAGGUUGUAGUUUGUGUUAGUUUUCUUUCUGUAAGAUGACAUUUCCUGAGGAAAUGACAUCACCAAUAUCUUUCAACUUAAGAAAGAGAAGAUCUGGUCAUGCAUGUUGCAUGAAGCAAAUCUGAUUGCAUCAGCAAUUAUUAUUAUUAUACUUCACUGUACUUCAUGUAUUGGUGCUAUAAGCUAUGGUAAAAUCUGUUAUCUUUUGAUUGUUAUUGAUCAUUUUGAUCAGAUACUUGAACUGUCCUUUUUAUGGACAUAUUGUCACCAUGGACUUACCUCACUUUAAUCUCUCCGAUUACUCAAAACUGAUCUGUUGUUAGAUCCAAAUGUUCCAAAUUUUUUCUAAAAGGUUUGCUUAAUGUCACAAUUCACAUGUGAUACUUUUAGGACUCCCUCCAUGUCAUGUGUUGGCAGAUGGAGAUGUUUAUUACCUCUUGAUAAGUAUUGAUGAUUUUGAAUUGAUCAAAAUAUUAUUUGUCCUUGUUAUGGACAUUUAAUCAUAAUGGGCUUUCCCUCACUUUGUGAGUAUUUAAAAAUGAUCUGUUUUAAGAUCACAAUGUUUAUCCUUUUACUGUAAAAGGUUUCUUUAAUGUCACCCUGUCACAGUUUUCCAGUGACAAUGUUAUUGUUUAAGAUGUAAUUGAAUUCAGAGGUUACUAAGAACAAUGUGACCUGUUGUAAGGUCAGAUUUUACUAAUGUUGUCUUUUGAAAAAAAAAGAAAAACUGAGAACUGUGUCCUCAAAUAUUGUAAAUCGUUGUCUUUUAUAAAGACAGUUGUUCCUUUACUCUGUCAGAGUACAGUGGGUCUUGUAGAAAUCUACAAGUUGUUGUUGUGAUGUAUCAUCACCUCUAGGUG
Perca flavescens (yellow perch) is the source of this 1595-nucleotide messenger RNA. RefSeq names its product transcription factor HES-5-like. The record is from RefSeq and is a predicted model, not a curated record. Gene Ontology annotation, molecular function: protein dimerization activity; DNA binding. NCBI's taxonomy places the organism in Eukaryota, Metazoa, Chordata, Actinopteri, Perciformes, Percidae. The coding region runs from base 80 to 625 and encodes 181 amino acids. Gene Ontology annotation, biological process: regulation of DNA-templated transcription. The transcript has 2 exons.